CAGUGAAGUAGAAGGUGUUUAGACGAGGACCAUGGAGCCUAGUGUCCUGCUCCUCCUCGCUCUCCUCGUGGGCUUCUUGCUCCUCCUGGUCAGGGGCCACCCAAAGGCCCGUGGCCACCUUCCUCCAGGACCCCGCCCUCUGCCCCUCUUGGGGAACCUCCUGCAGAUGGACAGAGGAGGCCUCCUCAACUCCUUCAUGCGGCUUCGAGAAAAAUAUGGAGAUGUGUUCACAGUGCACCUGGGACCAAGGCCCGUGGUCAUGUUGUAUGGGACAGAGGCCAUAAGGGAGGCUCUGGUGGACCAAGCUGAGGCUUUCUCUGGCCGGGGGACAAUUGCAGUGGUUAGACCUGUCUUCAAGGACUACGGUGUGAUCUUUGCCAAUGGGGAACGCUGGAAGGACCUUCGGCGAUUCUCUCUGGCCACCAUGAGAGACUUUGGGAUGGGAAAGAGGAGUGUGGAGGAGCGGAUUCAGGAGGAGGCCCAAUGUUUGGUAGAAGAGCUGCGGAAAUCGCAGGGAGCCCCCCUGGACCCCACCUUCCUUUUCCAGUGCAUCACCGCCAACAUCAUCUGCUCCAUUGUCUUUGGACAACGCUUUGACUACAAAGACCGUCAGUUCCUGCGCCUGCUGGACCUGUUCUAUCAGAGCUUCUCGCUCUUCAGCUCGUUCUCCAGCCAGGUAUUUGAACUCUUCUCUGGCUUCCUGAAAUACUUUCCCGGUGCCCACAAACAAAUCUCCAAAAACCUGCAGGAAGUCCUUGACUACAUUGACCACAGCGUGGAGAAGCACAGUGAAACACUGGAUCCCAACAACCCGAGAGACUUCAUCGACACCUACCUCCUACGCAUGGAGAAGGAGAAGUCCAACCCACACACGGAGUUCCAUCAGCAGAACCUCAUUAUCUCCGUGCUGUCUCUCUUCUUUGCUGGCACUGAGACCAGCAGCACCACACUCCGCUAUGGCUUCCUGCUCAUGCUCAAGUACCCCCAUGUUGCAGAGAAAGUCCAAAAGGAGAUCGAUCAGGUGAUCGGCUCACACCGACUUCCAACCCUCGACGACCGCACCAAAAUGCCAUACACCGAGGCCGUCAUCCACGAGAUUCAGAGAUUUUCAGAUCUUGUCCCGAUUGGUGUGCCACACAAAGUCACCAAAGACACUUUGCUCCGAGGAUACCUGCUCCCCAAGGAUACUGAAGUGUACCCCAUCCUGAGCUCAGCUCUCCAUGACCCACAGUUCUUUGAACAACCAGACACCUUCAAUCCUGACCACUUCCUGGAUGCCAAUGGGACACUGAAGAAAACUGAAGCUUUCAUGCCCUUCUCGACAGGAAAGCGCAUUUGUCUUGGAGAAGGCAUCGCCCGCAACGAAUUGUUCCUUUUCUUCACCACCCUCCUCCAGAACUUCUCUUUGUCCAGUCCCGUGGAUGUUAAGGACAUUGACCUCAGUCCCAAGGAGAAUGGCUUUGGCAGAGUACCCCCAACAUACCAGAUCUGCUUCUUGUCCCGAUGAGUCAUGUGAGGUGACCAGAUGUCUCUACUCAUGUUCUAAUGUCCCCAUGUCUCUGCCUCUGAGAGACAUGAUGGAAACCAGGUCCCAGAUCACUCCUCACCUCAUCCACCUUAUGUAACUAAUCCAAAGCUCCGAGGUGUGCUCUUCUGCCCUGUGAGUGGUACUGGAGAAAUCAAUCAAUUGAUUGUGUGAACACAGAGACUUCUGGAGGCCACGUAUCACACUGAGUCACUCCCAUAUUGCUCUCAACAGCCUCCAUCCCAGGUAUCAGUUCCAGGUGCACCAUGAAGUAAUCUAAUGGACUCUGUAUGUGGCAUGAAUUCUGCAUAUAUGGACUUGCCUCAUAUGUAUGUAUGGUUCACAUAAAUGGAAUCACACAGUG
Messenger RNA from Mesocricetus auratus (golden hamster), 1889 nucleotides. RefSeq names its product cytochrome P450 2B1-like. Gene Ontology annotation, molecular function: oxidoreductase activity, acting on paired donors, with incorporation or reduction of molecular oxygen, reduced flavin or flavoprotein as one donor, and incorporation of one atom of oxygen; heme binding; iron ion binding. Bases 32 to 1507 code for a protein of 491 amino acids. Lineage: Eukaryota; Metazoa; Chordata; Mammalia; Rodentia; Cricetidae. The transcript has 9 exons. Gene Ontology annotation, biological process: xenobiotic metabolic process. Gene Ontology annotation, cellular component: intracellular membrane-bounded organelle; cytoplasm. The record is from RefSeq and is a predicted model, not a curated record.